Molecule: messenger RNA, 1826 nt
Organism: Aspergillus uvarum CBS 121591
Lineage: Eukaryota; Fungi; Ascomycota; Eurotiomycetes; Eurotiales; Aspergillaceae
Product: glycoside hydrolase family 1 protein
Exons: 5
Coding region: 217-1665 (482 amino acids)
Biological process (GO): carbohydrate metabolic process
Molecular function (GO): beta-glucosidase activity
Source: RefSeq, a predicted model, not a curated record
GUCGUUUGUCUCGGCAUCAGACAGACACAAUGCUCUGGUUGGAUCAAUGCUGGAUCCUGCCCGUGCCUCCGGUCACCGUGACCCCUCUCAUCAUGGGGUGAUCCAUCUAUAAAUACGCCUUAUGAACUGCGCGGGGAGCUUUUACUCUCCAAACUCUUCCCCCUCCCCUCUUUAUACUUCCUUGUACUGUACACCACCAAACCAAACCAAACCACCAUGGGUUCAGCAGGCGCCUCCACCCUUCCCAAAGACUUUCUCUGGGGCUUCGCCACCGCCAGCUACCAAAUCGAGGGCGCCGUCGCCGAGGACGGCCGCGGCCCGUCGAUCUGGGACACCUUCUGCAAGAUCCCCGGCAAAAUCGCCGACGGGUCGAACGGCGGCGUGGCGUGCGACUCGUACCACCGGGUGGACGAGGAUAUUGCCCUGCUGAAGCAAUGCGGGGCCAAGGCGUACCGAUUUUCGAUUUCAUGGUCCCGAAUCAUCCCCCUCGGCGGCCGCAACGACCCCAUCAACCAAAAGGGCAUCGACCACUACAGCGCCUUCAUCGACGCGCUCCACGCCGCCGGCAUCGUCCCGCUGGUGACCCUGUACCACUGGGACCUGCCGGACGAGCUGGACAAGCGGUACGGCGGGCUGCUGAACAAAGAGGAGUUCGUGGCGGACUUCACGCGCUACGCGCGGGUGCUGUUCGAGGCGUUCGGCGCCCGUGUCAAGCACUGGAUCACCUUCAACGAGCCGUGGUGCAGCGCGGUGCUCGGGUACAACGUCGGGCAGUUCGCGCCGGGCCGCACGAGCGACCGCGCCAAGAGCAGCGUCGGGGAUGGGGCGCGCGAGCCCUGGAUCGUCGGGCAUAAUCUGCUCGUGGCGCAUGGGGCGGCCGUGAAGGUGUAUCGGGAGGAGUUUAAGGGCAGGGAUGGCGGGGAGAUUGGGAUUACGCUGAAUGGUGACUGGGCCGAACCCUGGGACCCGGCCAACCCGGCGGACGUGGAGGCGUGCACCCGCAAGAUCGAAUUCGCCAUCUCCUGGUUCGCCGACCCCAUCUACCACGGCAAGUACCCGGACAGCAUGGUGCAGCAGCUGGGCGACCGGCUGCCCGCGUGGACCGCCGAGGACCGCGCCCUCGUGCACGGCAGCAACGACUUCUACGGCAUGAACCACUACUGCGCCAACUACAUCAAGGCCAAGACCGGCGAGCCCGAUCCCACCGACACCGCCGGCAACCUGGAGAUCCUGCUGCAGAACAAGGCGGGCGAGUGGAUCGGCCCCGAGACCCAGUCGGCGUGGCUGCGGCCGUGCGCCCUUGGGUUCCGGAAACUGCUCAAGUGGCUGAGCGACCGCUACGGGCAGCCGAAGAUCUAUGUCACGGAGAAUGGCACGAGUCUCAAGGGGGAGAACGAUCUGCCCGUGGACCAGCUGCUGCGGGAUGAGUUCCGCGUGCAGUAUUUCCGGGACUAUAUCGCCGCCAUGGCGGAUGCGUAUACGCUGGAUGGGGUGGAUGUGCGCGCGUACAUGGCGUGGAGUUUGAUGGAUAACUUCGAGUGGGCCGAGGGGUACGAGACUCGAUUCGGCGUAACUUAUGUGGAUUAUGAGAAUGGGCAGAAGCGCCUCCCGAAGGAGAGUGCCAAACAGAUUGGGAAGAUCUUCGAGCAGUAUAUCGAGGAGUAGCUGCUCAUCUCAAUAGCAGGAUAAGAUAUAUGUACCAGUGAUUGGCAUAUGCAAUAUCGCUUUCUGAUAGCUAAGAAGUGCCCUCAUGCAUUUCAAUCACAGAAUCAUGAUAAAAAUGCAUCGACUAUGAACCUGCUUGAGAUCAGAAACCCGCAUAGAGG